AUGUAUAAGGAGUUGAGAUAUACGCAAAAUCAUCUAAAUAACCCACUUCCUGAAGAGAAUAUGGUCGAGUGUGUCUUCGAAUCCCUUGUAAAUGAAUUAAAAUACUUUCGUUAAAAUGUUCCCGUUGGUUGUUUAACAGAUAAAUGCUCAAAUAAUUAAAAGGAGAGACAGGAUCUAAGUAUGUUCUCUGGAGCUGGAGGAUAUCUGUAUUUGUAUUUGAGAAUGUAUGAAUUUGUUAAAACUCUUCCAGAAGAUCUCUAAUCCUCUUGUACUAGUGGAUUAAGUGAUUAAGAAUUGCCUGAAUUUUAUAACCCAGAAAUUUAUUUAGAUUUAGCUCAAAAAUAAUUUGAAGCUAUGCAAGCAGUCUUAAAACCGGAUAGGAAUAUUACAUUUCUGAUGAGCAACAUAGCCACUUCACUAUUGGGUGCAGACCUAUAUUUCAUAAAAAAAGACUAAUAGAACUUCUCGAAACAUAUUUCCUAAGUUUUGAGCAUCUUUGCCAAUAUUAUGGCAAGUCCAAAUUAAUUUUAACAAGAGUUAUUAUAUGGAAUCCCAGGAUAUUUAUAUUUCUUCUUGUGGAUAAAUCAAAGAUACUCCAAAGAACAAGGACCAUAUUAAUUAGAUUUAACCUCACACAUAUUUAAUUUAUGCAAGAUGAUUAUUCUUAAUUGUGGUGAAGGAAUUAUGAAGUGUAAAUUUUAUAAUUAGACUUAUUUUGGUGGUGCUCAUGGAAUUUUAGGAAUUAUUCAAGUAUUAUUGUUGAGUUAUGAAUAAGCCAAAGAAUACUUUCAUUUAAAAGACGAGAAGUUUACCUUGAAAAUGCUUGAAUCUAUUUAAUUGACUCUGGAUUACCUAAUAAAGAUCUAUAAUAAAUCGGGUAAUAUUCCACCUUCAGUUGAGGAUGUGCAUAGUACAGAAUUAUUCCAAUUUUGUCAUGGAAUCCCAGGGGCAAUAACUCCUUUGUUGAAAGCCUAUCAGAUAUUUAAUAAAUAAGAAUACUUGAAUACUGCAAUUCACAUGUCAGAGACCUUGUAUAUAUACGGAAUGAUUAAGAAAGGAUAUGGGAUAUGUCAUGGCAUACCAGGGAAUAGUUAUGGAUUCAUGCAAUUAUAUUAGGUAACCAAAAACGAGAAACUUAAAAGAUAUGCGUUCUAAUUCUUAUAGUACAAAUAAAAUCCUUUUGUUUUCAAUGAGGUGAAGAACUUUAAAUUCCAUGAUAGAUUCAAUGUCGGAAUGUCUGAUAAUCCUUUCAGUUUGAUGUUGGGGUCGGUUGGUGACAUGUGUGCUAUGAUGGAUUUUAUAAAUUACAAAAGAAUGCCAGGGUAUGAGGUUUGA
Molecule: messenger RNA, 1335 nt
Organism: Paramecium octaurelia
Lineage: Eukaryota; Ciliophora; Oligohymenophorea; Peniculida; Parameciidae
Source: the annotation of a GenBank genome assembly